Molecule: messenger RNA, 2761 nt
Organism: Vespa mandarinia (Asian giant hornet)
Lineage: Eukaryota; Metazoa; Arthropoda; Insecta; Hymenoptera; Vespidae
Gene: DopEcR
Product: G-protein coupled receptor DopEcR
Biological process (GO): G protein-coupled receptor signaling pathway
Cellular component (GO): membrane
Molecular function (GO): G protein-coupled receptor activity
Source: RefSeq, a predicted model, not a curated record
GAUUCUCUGCUAGUAGUAAAGCCCAGGCCGGGUCAGCCGAGAGACUGCGAACAUGCACGGAUGUGCGUGCCUCGCGUGCAAGAUUCGCAUAGAGAUCGCGUAGCGAGCUAUCGUUUCAGUUCAAAGAGAAUUCAAGAGGAUUUAUUGGAAGCUGCAUCCCCUCAUCUCUUUCUCUCUCUCUCUCUGUGUGUGAUCAUAUUCUAAUCUAAAGAGAGAGGAAGAGAGAAAGAGAGAGAGAGAGAGAGACGUGUUAAAAGAGAAAGGAAGACCGAAGGAAGUCUAGUUUUUUUGACUGAAUAAGAAAAAGAAAGAGAAAUAGAUAUAACAUCGAGAGACCCUGACACGAGGGUAAAAAGAAAAAAAGGAAAAAAAGUGGCGCGAGCACGGAAACUCGAACGAGAACGGUGGAGCUUCGAGCAGCACAACGAGGCUACUAAACGACAUCGUCGGGAUGAAAUCGCGAAGGGAUUUUCUCUCUUCGAUCGCUUGUUCGAGCUUGUAAGUAAUUUACGACUACAUUAUCUGGCACCGAUACUACUCUAUCGAUCCUUCAACAAGAUCGUCGAAGAUGUGAACCGUUUGCCGAAGACUGUAUCGCAUGAAGGGCUCCAAGGUUUGACUCAAGUGGAACGACGGACGUAGAAGAUCGAAAAACGGGAGAAAAAAAAAAGGGAGAGAGAGUGAACAAGCAAAAGAGAAACUCAGAGAGAGAGAGAGAGAGAGAGAGAGAGAGAGAGAGAGAGAAAAGAGAAGAGAAGAGAGAGAAAGAAAUAGAGAAAGAGAGAGAGAGAGAGAGAGAGAGGGUUUCGUGAAGAAAGAAGACCGUAAAGAAGGGUAAAAGGAGUUAGAAGGGCGGGUGGGGGGAUGCAGCUCGAAAGGGUGGCGGCAUGGAGGAGCCCUCGCUGGAGGCUCUCAUGCAGGCAGGCCUCAUCUUCGUGGUCUGUGUCGCCAUCAUCCUCUCGAAUCUCCUCAUCAUCGCCACAUACCUCAAUUUCCGUGGUCCCUCCGAGGUGAUAAAUUACUACUUGCUAUCGCUGGCUUCGGCGGACCUUCUUUGCGGUCUGCUAGUUGUUCCGCUCUCCGUAUAUCCGGCUUUGGUGCGAAGAUGGGUCUACGGAGACAUCGUGUGUCGUCUGGUCGGAUAUCUCGAAGUUACCCUUUGGGCGGUAUCCGUCUAUACCUUCAUGUGGAUUUCCGUCGAUCGUUACCUAGCCAUCAGGAAACCACUCCGAUACGAGACCGUUCAGACAAAGACUCGAUGUCAAUGCUGGAUGGUCUUCACGUGGAUCAGCGUUGCCAUGAUGUGCUGUCCGCCUCUUCUCGGCUUCAACAAGCCGAUUUUUGAUCGCGAGGCUUUCAUCUGCAUGCUCGAUUGGGGCAACAUGGCCGCUUACACUAUCACCUUGUCGAUCCUCGUGCUUGGGCCAUCCGUAAUCACCAUUGUCUAUACCUAUUUCUAUAUCUUCUCGAUGAUGAGACGACUGAAAUCGGGCGUAUUGAUUCACGACAAGGAAUAUGCCACCGCGCUUUCCGAAAACUUGAGCAACCCGAGCCACAUUAUGUCCUUUGUCCUGGUGAUGGCUUUCUGGAUAUCCUGGGCACCUUAUGCAGGAGUCAGAAUAUAUGCUGUCAUUAACGGACCUCCUCAGGUACCGUUUCUACACUUUGCCGUGGUAUGGCUAGGGGUGACAAACGGUUUUUGGAAGGCGAUCGUCCUCGGAACUCUUAGUCCUCAGUUUCGGCUCGCUGCGCGUGUUCUUUGCUUGACGGUGUGCUGUCGACACAGAAUGCUUCCGCCGGAGCUUCUCGGCCUCGACGACGACGACUAAAAUUUGAACGAAACGCCUACGCGAGAACGACGAUUGCUUUCCUACCUUUACGCGCGACGCAUUCCUAAAUCAUCCAGCUUUUCCUGUUUUCAAGCUUCCUCUUUUACUUUCUGUCUCUUUCUCUCUCUCUCUCUCUCUUUCUCUCUCUCUCUCUCUCUCUCUGUCUCUCUCUGUCUUUUUUCUCUCUGUCUUUCUUUUUUUUUCCUUUCUCUCUUUCUCUCUGUCCUCGUCUCUCAUCUUUCCAUCAUCUUUUUUUCCCCUAUUCGUUCCCGUUCCUGUUUCUCUUAGCGUGCGCUCUUUAAACUAGUCAAGGUCGUUGUCGUACCCGGAACGACGACCGUCGAUGCAUUUUCUCUUCUUUUACUCCUCAAAGCGUGAAAAAAAAGCCACACAUCGGGCUCAGAUUUGUUCAAUCACGGUCUACGUUGUGCACAGAAGCAACGUGGAACUGCAUCCUCGCAAGCCGUUAGAAGAGAGAAAGAGAGAGAGAGAGAGAAAGAGAGAGAGAGAGAGAAAGAAAGAGAGAGAGAGAGAGAGAGAAAGAAAGAGAGAGAGAGAGAGAGAGAGCAAGCGAAGCAAGACCGACCUAAUGCGCGUGCAAAAUAUCGAGCUACGUCGGCUUCGACAAAAGGAAAAGAGAGAAAAAAAAAGCGAAAGGGGAAGGAGAAAAAAUAAUACUCGAUCCGUUCAGUCGCCGUUCGCGCGGUUGAGCGUGAAGCACGCAGAUACACAGCGAAUUACGUACGUUUCGUUGAACGUAUAACGUAUUAUCCGUAAAACCGUUUCCAGAACAGCCUUUAUCGAUACGUCCGCUCGGUUCUCAUUUAAACAUGAAUUAUCACGAAUUUUCAGCACGAAGAUAUACGAAGAAUCUUGUAAUUAAUGAUGAUCAAAAUAUGAUUUAUCGCAUUCAAUAUACUUUGGGCAUUCAA